AUGGCUGAUCACAUUUCGCUGAUCUACGCCGCCCUCGAGGACGUACCUUUGAUACUAGCACCGCAAUUUACUUAUAUACAACCGGCAACGCUCCCCCCCGAUUUUACCGUUCUUGAUCAGAGGCAAGUGGUGAUUAUCAUGUUUACCUUGUUUAAUGCAGCAUUGGCUACGAAUGUUGAACUGACAGCUUUUUCUUCCACUCCAAAGGACAAAUAUGACUUUGAAUUAGAACGUCGAGUAACACUAGAAGCAGACCAAAGACGUCAUGAGAGUGAAACCCGAGCACAGUUGAGGGAAGAACAAUUGCGUACAUUACGUGAAGAAAAACUCAGAAAACAGAGGGAAGCUGCCCGCAAAAUAGCGCCCGGGUUUUUAGAUACAGAUCGGAGGAUUCUGACACCUGUUAAUAAGCAGAGGAGAUCCAGUCAGCAAGGAGACGCUAUUCUAACCGGUGCAAGUGAGAAUGGGUUGGUUGGGAAGACUGCGCACGAACGAGCAUCGAGCAAUGAUGAGACGAAGAACGUUCCAUUUGAUCUCGAUUAUCUUUCAACAUGGUCCUCUCCAUCCACAACUCCCGUACCGAGUACAAAAUCUGUUCAACAAGAAGACUUGUCUAUCUUGGCAGAUUCGUUAAUCCCUUCACCGCACCAACGACCUCCAACAUCGGCACCAGCAAACGGUAUUCACGUUCAACCUAAUCUAUCCCCUCAGCCCAACAAAGUAACCGCUCGAUUUUCUCCUGAGGUUCCCAACCAAUCAGCUGCUCCAGUAUCUAUCCCACCACAUCCUACAUAUAAUAUGUCCUCACCUCCCAUACGCAUGAAUGCGGGUAGACCAUAUAAUGUACCGUCGUAUGCUCCUCCUCCGAUAGUUCCACCAAAGCUUAAAGUGCAGGCAGAGAGUGAUAAAGAUGGCCCGCUCGAGCAGUUGACUAGAAUGGGUUUCUCUAGCGACCAGGCUAUUGAGGCGCUGAAAAAAUAUGAGGACGAUUUAGUGGGAGCGACAAACUAUUUGCUCGAUUUACAGUAA
Paraglomus occultum is the source of this 1029-nucleotide messenger RNA. Lineage: Eukaryota; Fungi; Glomeromycota; Glomeromycetes; Paraglomerales; Paraglomeraceae. The record is from the annotation of a GenBank genome assembly.